AUGCCGGAGCCGGCGCGCUCGGAAACCCCGGCGCCGCGCCAGUUCCGGGACGUCCAGUUCAGAGGCGACUUCAUCGAGUUCUCCCGCGAGUACGCGGUCGGAAAGGGGGACAGGCUCUCGGUCCGGAGCCGGCUAGAUGACGACGGGACGCAGGUCAUCGAGCUCGAGACCACCCUCAACGGCCGCCUGCUCCUGCACUGGGGGGUCGCGGGCGGCCCCGGCUACAAGGGCGGCUGGCGCCUGCCGCCGGAGAACGUCCAGCCAGAGGGCACCGUCUCGUACAAGGAGCGCGCGCUGCAGACCCCGUGGGUGCCCGCGACGACCGAGGGGUACCGCUACGCGCUGCGCAUCGCGCUCCCGGAGCACGAGCGCUCGGACGCCCUGAACUUCGUCGUCAAGGACGUCGACACCAACACGUGGUACGACCGCAACGGCGACAACUACGAGGUGCCGCUGCCGGGCGGGGAGACGCCGCUGCACCUGAGCAUGACGUCCGUGGAGCAGAAGGGCCCCGUGCUGCUCAAGCCCGAGGAUCAGAUCCCCGCCCUGCCGGACGAGCUGUGCGGCGUGUGGGCGUACAUCAAGUGGGAGCAGGCGGGCUGCCCGAACCGCAGCCAGCAGGACGCGGACCACGAGUACCAGGUGGCGAUUCGCGAGAUGAAGGUGCUUCUGCGCGCCGGGAGCGACCUGGACUUUCUGCGCAAGGUGGGCAAGGGCGAGAUCAAGUACGGCUCCGAGACGGUCCAGAAGCGCAUCAAGAAGGCGUUCGAGCUCGAGCACCUCGAGCACGUGCUCGAGCGGCGCAGCCAGGACGAGGACGAGGACGAGCUGGCCGACGGCAUGCUGCUGACCGUGGAGGACGUCACCGAGGCCGUGCCGAAGAAGCAGGACAAGUCCCCGCCGCCGCCGAUGCCGGUCGUCGAGGAGCCCCCCGCGCCGCCUCCGCAGAAGGAGGCCCCGCCGCCGCCGCCGCCGCCGGCCGCCGAGCAGGAGCACCGCGUCGGCGACGUCGGCGCGGGCCUCGGGGUCGGCCGCCGCGACCCGCUCACGCUGAUCAAGCAGCCCCCGAAGCUGUCCAAGGAGGGCCGCGCGCGCCCCGUGAACCCCCUGCUGCCGCUGCUCGAGGAGGCGGAGAGCGACGAGGCCGUGCAGUGGAAGCGGAUGUACCCGAUGGGCGAGGGCGCGUCGCUGCUGGUGGCGGUGCGGAAGGUCGGGGAGGGGCGCGCGCGCGUCAGCCUGACCACGGACAACAAGAACGACCUCGUGCUGCACUGGGGGGUGCUGAUCGCGGGCAAGGGCGGGAAGUGGCAGCCGCCGCCGCGCGACGCGCGGCCGACCGGGUCGGAGAUGUGCGACGAGCUCUCGCUGGACACGCCCUUCUCGGCGUGCGCGACGGACCAGUGCAAGGUCGAGGUCGGGGGCUCGCGCGUGCCGCUGCAGCAGAUCGACCUGGACCUGACGGACGACGAGAAGAUCGCGGCGCUGACGUUCGUGGUGCGGUCCGGCGACAAGACGCGCUGGUGGAAGGACGGCGGCUCGGACUUCCGCGUGCCGCUGCCGUUCAAGAAGGCGGCGGCGGUGGAGGGGAAGAAGGGGAAGAAGGACGACGUGUUUGCGGAGUUCGACCCGAACGACGUGAUCUCGCGCACGAUCGUGGACUGCGAGGUGAAGAAGGGCGCGUGGACGCUGAUGCACCGGUUCAACCAGGCCGCGGAGCUCCUGGAGGGGGCGCUGUCGGGGGCGUACGGGUCGGACCCGGAGGACCUGGCGGACGCCAUGGCGAAGAUCUUCGUGUGGCUGCGGUACUCGUCGACGCGGCAGCUGACGUGGCAGCGCAACUACAACACGCAGCCGCGGAUUCUGUCGGCGGCGCAGGGGCGGCUGUGCGGCACGAUCCACCACGCGGUGGGGCAGCUGUCGGGCGACGCGCAGGAGUGGGCGCGCAUGAUGCUCACGUGCGUCGGCCGCGGCGGCAACGGGCAGGCCAUCCGCGACGAGAUCCUCAACAUCAUGCACCGGCACCACAUCAAGGAGGUCAAGGGCACGUGGAUGGAGGAGUGGCACCAGAAGCUGCACAACAACACGACGCCGGACGACGUGCACAUCUGCGAGGCGUACAUCAAGUUCCUCGAGUGCCACGGCGACAACGCGCAGUACUGGCGCGUGCUCAAGGACGCGGGCAUCACGCGCGAGCGCCUCGAGGGGUACGACCGCGCCAUCCGCUGCGAGCCCGAGUACUUCCCGGACAAGCGCGACGGCCUCAUCCACGACCUGUACAACUACCUCGGCAUCCUCAAGGCCGUGCACUCGGGCGCGGACCUCAACCAGAGCAUCAUGGAGGCCCACCACUCGGUGCCGAACGAGGCCAAGGGGUACCUGGGCUACGUGCAGAGCCACCUGGACGACUGGCAGGUCCUGCCGCUGAUCGAGGCGGCGCUCGAGGCGCGCGCGCUCAUCCAGGGCCGCGCGCAGGAGGACCGCAACUGCAUGUACCUGGACCUGGCGCUCGAGAACGUGGUCCGGCAGGCGGCGGAGCGCGGCAUGGGGGCGUCCAACGUCGUGCAGCUCGUGUCGCCGCUCCUCGAGAACCUGUGCCUGUCGACGGGCGACAACGAGGAGCUGUGCUACUGCCUGAAGGAGUGGCACGCCCUGCCGACGUCGGUGCUGCAGGGGCGCCCGUCGCGCGACGAGGCCCUCCGCGCGACGUCGGUGAUCGACCGGAUCCGCCGCGCGCUCGCCGCGGUCUCGGAGCGCACGUCCGAGCGCAUCGGCGGGAUCAGCCGCGCGUACGGCAACGCGUUCGGGUGCGACAACUGGGCGGUGGAGCUGUUUGCCGAGGAGGUGGUGCGCGGCGGGCCGGCGUUCGCGGUCUCGCUCGUGCUCGGCGCGGUCGAGCCGGAGCUGCGCAAGGACGCCGAGCUGGGCGCGUGGCAGGUGAUCUCUCCGGCGUCGGUGGAGGGCGAGGUGGUGUGCGUCAAGGGGCUCCACGACGUGCAGCACAAGACGUACGAGAAGCCGACGGUGCUCAUCUGCGACCGCGUGACGGGCGAGGAGGAGAUCCCCGACGGCGCGGUCGCGGUGCUGACGCCCGACGCCCCGGACGUGCUGUCGCACGUGGCCGUGCGCGCGCGCAACCUCAAGACGCUGUUCGCGACGUGCUACGAGGACGGCCCGCUCGAGGAGCUCAAGAAGCUCGCGGGGAAGACCAUCUCGAUGUCCACGUCCGCCGCGGGCGACGUGCGGUGGUCGGAGGACGCCACGGGCGCCGGCGGCAGCGCCGCCACCAACGGCGCCCCGCAGCGCAAGAUCACGGUGUCGAUCCCGAACUGGUGCGGGAAGUGGGCCGUCGGCGUGGACCGCUUCGCCGACGGCGUCGUCGGCGCCAAGUCGAAGAACAUCGCGUCCCUGCGCGGGAAGCUCCCGGAGUGGGUCAACCUCCCCGCGUCGGUGACCAUUCCGUUCGGGUCCUUCGAGGAGGCCCUGAAGGACCCCGCGAACAAGGACCUGGCCGCGAAGAUCGACGAGGCGGCGAAGAACGUCCCGCAGGACCCCGCGACGUGGCUCGCGACGUGCCGCGACCUGGCGAUGCAGGUCAAGGUCCCGGGGGCGCUGCGGGAGGCGCUGCGCGAGGCGCUGGCGGAGGGCGGCGGCGGCGGCGCGGACACGGUCGCGGACGACGCGAAGUGGGCCGCGUGCGAGCAGGCCCUGAAGGGCGUCUGGGCGUCCAAGUUCAACGACCGCGCGUACUACUCGUGCCGGAAGGUCGGGCUGAACUUCAUGGACGUGCGCAUGGCGGUGCUGGUGCAGCGCGUGGUGCCGGCGCAGUACGCGUUCGUGCUCCACACGACGAACCCGCAGACGAACGACGCGUCGGAGGUGUACGGCGAGAUGGUGCGCGGCCUCGGGGAGGUGCUGGUGUCGGGGAUGUACCCGGGCCGCUCGCUGUCGUUCAAGGGCCCGAAGACGGACCUGAGCAACCCGACGGUGCUGUCGUACCCGAGCAAGAGCGUCGGGCUCUUCGUGGACGACUCCCUGAUCUUCCGGUCGGACUCCAACGGCGAGGACCUCGAGGGGUACGCCGGCGCGGGGCUGUACGAGAGCCUGACGUCGGCGCAGCAGGUCGAGCGGCGCGUGGACGCGGCGAGCGACCCGGUGGUGCACGACGCGGAGUACCGGCGCGAGCUGUUGUCGCGGGUGCUGCAGGUGGGCGCGGCGAUCGAGGGGGCGCUGGGGUCGCCGCAGGACGUGGAGGGCGUGGUGGGCGACGGCGGGGAGAUCACUGUGGUGCAGACGCGGCCGCAGAUGUAG
This is a messenger RNA of Pedinophyceae sp. YPF-701, 4308 nucleotides long. NCBI's taxonomy places the organism in Eukaryota, Viridiplantae, Chlorophyta, Pedinophyceae. The record is from the annotation of a GenBank genome assembly.